AACUGGCAUCCCCGCAAGUGGUGGAUGAAGGGGAGGAGAACAAGAGCACGGACUCGUUCUGCUGUCAGCCAGAAUGUGCUGGAUCCCCCAGCAAAUAAUAUAUUUUCAGUAUAAUAACUUAGGGAACAAGCCCACUUGACGAACUUGGUCACCGCUUUAUCUCAAACCCUCACUGCAGUUCGCCUUCGGUUCCUCAGAGUCCCAGCAAAGACCACAUUAAGUGCACUGACAUGUAUUCAAAUGACAGGAGGAGAGUAAAUGAAAGAGUAGAGUUGAAUAUUUUCUCCAACCACCAUUAACAGUUGUUCCUGGCCUUAUUGAUGUGGAAUAAGGAUGUCAUGAGUUCAAAAAAGGAGGAGACUUGGUCUAUGGUUCCAAUACCAUAAUAGGCUAUCUUUUUCCAGCUUCUCUUAGGGAGAGACCAUGGAUGUGGACACGAUCAAUUAGUGGAGGACCAACCACUGGCAUAAUCUCUAUCACAGAAUACCUUAAGUGCCCUAUCCUGGAGCCAGGCCAAAAAAUGACUUGCCCUUUGUUCAAAAAUAGCUGCCUGAAAAGUUCCUGCCAACAGUUAUUAUACAACACUUUCAGCUGGAGAUCAAAAUGUAAAUGCACCGAUGCCCUUGGACUGCAGUUAGCUCAGCACCUGACAUUUAAAAUCAUGUUGCGGACCACUGAAAGCAAUCUGCAAUGAUAAGACAAAGUAAAUGAGUGAAGUGUGCCUAUUCAUCAGACCAUCAUCAAAUGCCCAAGCAUUAUGAACACAUGAUUCCUCUUGGGGAGAACAUGAAUCCAUGGAUUCAGAAUUGCACAAACUGUAGCCAAGCCCUGGUAAUGGAGCUGAACAUCACAAAGGCCAUUGUUCUGAGCUUUGUGCUAUCUGUUUUUGUUAUAUUUGGAGUACUGGGCAACAUCUUGGUCAUCCUUUCAGUGGCUUGCCACCACAGCCUUCGAACGGUCACACAUUACUUUAUUGUAAACCUGGCUGUGGCUGACCUCUUGCUGAGCUCCACUGUGCUUCCAUUCUCUGCCAUUUUUGAGAUGCUGGGCCACUGGGUGUUUGGCAGGGUUUUCUGCGAUGUCUGGGCCGCCAUGGAUGUGCUUUGCUGCACAGCAUCCAUAAUGAGCCUGUGUGUGAUCUCUGUGGACCGCUACAUUGGGGUUAGUUACCCACUACGCUACCCAGCCAUUGUGACUGAGAAGCGGGCAUUGUUGGCACUUAUGGGAAUUUGGGCUCUGUCCAUUACCAUCUCCAUUGGACCACUAUUUGGCUGGAAGGAACCAGCACCAGAGGAUGAGUACAUGUGUAAAAUCACAGAGGAACCUGGCUAUGCCAUUUUUUCUGCAGUGGGCUCUUUCUAUCUCCCCCUAGUGGUUAUCCUGGUUAUGUAUUGCCGUGUGUACGUGGUGGCCCGCAGGGAGACAUACAGCCUUAGGAAAGGUCACAAGACGGAGAAGGCACACCACGCGGAAGCAGUGACUUUGCGGAUACACCGAGGCAACACCACUAUGGCGGAGGAUGAAACGUUGAGGAGCCGCACUCACUUCACAAUCCGCCUACUUAAGUUCUCCAGAGAGAAAAAGGCUGCGAAAACCCUGGGCAUUGUGGUUGGGUGUUUUGUUCUCUGCUGGCUGCCAUUCUUCCUGGUUCUGCCUAUUGGAUCCAUCUUCCCGGCUUACCGGCCCUCAGACACGGUCUUCAAAAUCACCUUCUGGCUUGGGUACUUCAACAGCUGUAUCAACCCAAUCAUCUACCCAUGCUCCAGCCAGGAGUUUAAGAAAGCUUUUCUGAGUGUGCUGGGUGUUCACUGUCUGCACCGCAGCACGAGAGCCACAUACCCGCUGUGCCAGGGCCAUGCUGCCAGCCACACACAGUCACACCUGCUCACAUUGGGCUCAGAGAGCCGCAGUGAGCCUUCACAUCUCAGCCGGUCAUCCUCUGUGGUCCUUUCCCGUACCCCCUCAUCUUCCCCAGUGGGGGGGGUAGGAGUCAGCGUUGGGGUCAGUGCUGGGGCGAAAGCAGCAGGGGUGUGCAGUAAGAACCUGCUGAGGACAUGUUGUUGUGCUGGGGACUACCCAGCAAGGACUCAGCCUCCUGCAUGCCAUUCUCUGCCUGUUAUUAAGAUCCAUCAGCUUUCUCUGUGUGAGAAUGGUGAAGCAGUGUGAGCAAGAGGCAAAACACUGCUUCAGAUAAACACAUAUGCCUCAGAUUAUGAGUAAACUCUUAUCAAGAUCACUAUGUAACUUUGACAACAUUAAUUCGGUGUGUCUGUGAUGCACCUGACUGUUGUCGUGGGGAGAUUUAAAACAUGCUGUGUAUUAAAGGGAAGGGGUACCUAGAGUCAAUUUGACUGAUUAGCUUUGCACAUUUGCACAGAAAGAAAAUCCAUAUGUUUGUUUUAAUGUUGAAAUUUCUACAAGUGUGAAAGGAUAAAAAUAUACUGUCUUAAUUUUAAAAGGUUUGUAGUUGCCAAUGGACCUGAAUAUACUGGGUACGCUUCAGUGAUGGUGGUGAAUAAUACCAGUUGAAUACUUUACCUCAAUUCACUUUCAUUAGACGCACAAAUUGUUAUUUAUGUGGGGGAAAAAGGUGUAGUAAUUUAUACAAAUACAAAUUAUGCGGCCAUUAACAUGAAUGGGAUUUUUUUUCUUCAGUUUUACAAUGAAAAAGAUUCCCAUAAUUAGAUAAUGGAAUAUGAGAAAUAUUCACCAGUUUUAUGUGUAUGUUUGGUUCUUAACAAGAACAGUGAAUAAGUACUUCUUUACGUCAGAGUCAACAUUUUUACCCUAUGACUCAUGUAAAAUGCUUGAACAAAUCAGAUGAAAUUGGACAUGCAUCUUGGCCCUGAUUUACUAAAAGUUUGCAAAAGAUGUUUGGUAACACCUACAAAAAACCUUGCAAGUUGAUCUUUCACCUGAGGAAAAUACCAUGUCUUGUUGAUUCUGCAUGUUUGGCUUAACAAAAAUGCAAUUUGGUUCAUUUGCAUUUGAGGUACAAAAUAAAGGAGUGUCAGUACAAGGUUAUGCCAUUAUAAGAUUAUUCCUUACCUUCAGGGCAGCUCAAUGUCCUAUAAGAAUGUAUGAUGUAAACAAUGAGGCUGUCAAUGUCACUUUUGUGUAUAUUCAUUUGUGUGUUUGUGUAUGUGCAUCUCUUUCUAUUAAGAAACAUGAAAAAUCAUAUGUGAGGUUUGAAUCAGUGAAGAGUGAUUAUUUAAUUACACCAAAGCAAAACCACCCUAUGUGUGGUUGCUCUUAAACUGGUGAACUAACAACACUGUCUUUCCAUAAAUAAUGAAAAAUUUUGUCUGAAGGUACUUUAUGUUUUGUUCAUGAAACUAAACAUUAGCUUUCAAGAAAAAACAGCAUAAAACUGUAAAUUAUAAAAUGUAUAGAUUCACUUCUAAAAUCUCAUUGGCUGUUGUAAAAACCUCUAAAUACACAUAUCAGUGAAUGGAUCACAAUACUUAAAUGCUGUAUUAAUGUGCCAGGUUUUAAAACCAAUAAAACUGUAAUACUACAGCCAUUGUUCUGUCUACAGAAUGCCCUAAUCUGUAUCCAUUAUGUAAGUUAACUACCAAAGGAUACUGUUAACACACUACAUUGCAUGGCAGAAUUGUUUAUUGUGAAUAUUAUUAAUAAUAAAAGAAAUUAUUUCUUGAA
Molecule: messenger RNA, 3660 nt
Organism: Ictalurus punctatus (channel catfish)
Lineage: Eukaryota; Metazoa; Chordata; Actinopteri; Siluriformes; Ictaluridae
Gene: adra1aa
Product: adrenoceptor alpha 1Aa
Exons: 5
Coding region: 745-2166 (473 amino acids)
Biological process (GO): adenylate cyclase-activating adrenergic receptor signaling pathway; phospholipase C-activating G protein-coupled receptor signaling pathway; cell-cell signaling
Cellular component (GO): membrane
Molecular function (GO): alpha1-adrenergic receptor activity
Source: RefSeq, a predicted model, not a curated record